This is a messenger RNA of Asparagus officinalis (garden asparagus), 2605 nucleotides long. RefSeq lists its product as uncharacterized. The transcript has 3 exons. Bases 240 to 2351 code for a protein of 703 amino acids. Lineage: Eukaryota; Viridiplantae; Streptophyta; Magnoliopsida; Asparagales; Asparagaceae. Gene Ontology annotation, molecular function: protein binding. The record is from RefSeq and is a predicted model, not a curated record.
AAAGAAUAUAAAUUUUUUACAAAAAAUAAAAAAUUUACCACGCGCAUUGGACGUGCAAUCCAGCUAGUUUUGACAAAAGUGGAUACGACCAACCGACCAUUUGCUCACCCUAUUGGGGUUACCGGAUCAUAGACCCACUUGUCUGGAAAAAGUCCGAAUCUCAUCUCUUCAGCCUCAGCAAACGAUCCCCCGUUCAACGGCAAACUCUUACCUCCAAAUCUCCAAAAAGACCUCCCUCCAUGGAGAUCCUAGCAUCCCGCUACCUCCUCCCUCUCCCCCCUCUCUCCAUCAAAUCGUCGUCAUUCGCCCUCAAAAGCCCUAGCCCUAACCCUAACCCUAACCCCAUCCCAAAGCCAAAACCCGCCUCAAUUUCCUGCUCAGUUAACGCUUCCAAUUACAACGGGUGGGACGAUCUCGAGCUUCUGGAUGGUUCCAGAAGCUCAACCGACUGGUUGAUCUCUUUGGGGCCCGUUGACUCUAAGCUCGCCUUCACUUUCUCUCUAGGGUUCUUCUCGGCAUUAGCGGUCUCCAAGGUUCGCUUCUCUUCGAUGCUUGUUGUUCCGGUUUCAGUUUUGGUUUUCGUUGGUGGGUUUUUGGCGGGAUCGGCUAGGUUUAGGGUUGCUGAUGAGAAAGUCAGGGACUUGGAGAGUUUUCUUGAUGGUUUGAUGAGUGAACUGGAGAAAGGUACCGAGCUGAGUUUUGAUUUUUUAGAUAGAAGCAAAGUUGAGGGUUAUCUCGAGGUGAUCGAGUGUAUGAAGAAGAAUGUGGGGGGUUCGAUUGUUGGUGAGAUUCUAAAUGGGCAUUGGGAUUUUGAUUCGUUUCAAUUUGGAAGGACGAAGAAAAUAAAUACGAAAUCUAGUAAGAAAAGAAAGGAACUCGAUUUUAUUCAGUAUAUUGGUGCAUUGUUUCAAGAGACACCAAAAGUGAAGGAUAAUUCUAAGGGAAACGCAACUGAACAGUUAAAUUCAGUAGCUUCCGGCAGUGAGACUGAAAAUCAAGAGAAUGCUUGGAUUGAAGGGUCGGAAUUAAUGUUUAACAAGAAACCAAGUAAACCGAAGGCAGAGGAGAAAGAUAAGGGUAGGGGUAUUAAGACCGUAGUGAGACUUGAUGAUCCUGUCCAAAAUAUUGAAGAAUCAACGCAUGGUAGAACAUUUUAUCGUUCUAAAGAUAGUGGGUAUGCUAAUGAUAUGCUCUCAUACGAGGAAGAGCUUAAUAAUAUGAAUAGAAGCUCUAGGUUUACUUCAGAGCAACAAAAUUUCAGGAGAAGAGUGUUUAAACAUAACUAUGAACGCCGGUUAAUGCAGAGGGACAUUGGUCACUAUACUAAUUUAGGUAUUGACCAGAGAACAACAGAAAGCAUGGAUUUCUUUACUAAAGAGUCCGAGACAUCUUCGUUAGAUGAAACAUUUGAGUUAUCGGAUAGAACUCAUAAUCCUUCCAAUCGGCAUAGAACUAGAAGCCUGACCAAAGAACCAAUACUCAAAUCCGAAGACCAAUCUGUUGAAGCCACUCAACAACCAGUACAUGGUAGUGAGGAAGGCAAGACACCAUCAACUUCCAAAAUCUCAGCUGAUGAAGAAUUCAGUCGAUAUAUGGAAGAGGCCACAAACCUUCUAAAGAAAGCAAGAGAAUGUUUGAGGCAUCAAACUACUGAGGAGACAACAGAGUCCAUUCUUUAUAAGUCUGCAAAAUUGCUUUCUGCUGCUGAAGCUAUAAGGCCAAUGAGUUUGCUUGCAGUGGGUCAGUUGGGAAAUACUUAUCUUCUUCAUGGAGAGCUUAAAUUGAAGAUUAGUAAGGAAUUGAGAACUCUCCUAUUAAGAAAUGAUGCCUCACUGAAAGGAAAAGGUCGCUCUGUAGAGUCUAAGAAGUUGAACACUUGUGAGUUAAGUAGAGAGGAUGUUGAAACAACCCUUGUUGAAGUGUGUGAAGAAUGUGAAGUGCUUCUUGUUGAAGCGGGACGGAAGUAUAGAACCGCCUUGUCAAUUGAUGGGAAUGAUGUCAGAGCACUUUAUAAUUGGGGUCUUGCUCUCUCCUUCCGUGCUCAAUUGGUUGCAGAUAUUGGACCCGAAGCUGCUCCUGAUGCUGACAAGAUAUAUUUGGCGGCAAUUGAUAAAUUUGAUGCUAUGAUGUCCAGAAGUGACCUUUAUGCAACAGAUGCUCUAUACCGAUGGGGCACAGUGCUGCAGCAGCGAUCUUACCUCCGUCCACGGAACAACAGAGAGAAAGUGAAACUUCUGCAUCAGGCUAAGAGUCUUUUUGAAGAUGUGCUCUCCGUGGAUUCAGAUAAUCUUCAGGUAAGAGAAGCUCUGGUUUCAUGUGUCUCAGAGCUCAGCUAUGAUGACAAGUGGUAGAUAUAGACCUCUAUGGGUCCAGUUAAAAUCCAGAAAUAAGCAGUUUAAAGCUUAUGUAUGAAGGCUGAGGGCUUAAGGGGCGACAGUUUUUAGAGUGUAUAGACCCCAAGUGUUUAUUCUACACAUGCUAAUCAGGGUUCCUGACGCAGUCCCUUACAUGUAUAAUAUUAUAGAGAGGAAGAGAUAAUAAAUGUAAGGCUUUUUUUGUGUAUAUACAGCUUAAAUCACAGGUAUUUGCAAAUUACUUCCCAACU